CGGUCGUAGGGCCUGCGGAGGCGCGGGCAUGCGAGGGGCUCUUUAAAGCGCGCCGGGCACGGGCUCCCACAGACUCGGGGUUCCUCGCGCCCCUCCUGCUCCAUCCCGCAGCCCCAGGCGCCUCCAGUCCAGCCUCCGCAGCCUCCCCGUCUCCCCAGCCUCCGGGGCGCAAGGAAUCCUCCCGACCUCGCCGUCAGCUCGUGAACAUGGCGACCCCCACCGGGCCCCGGGUACCCUGCUACGAGGCCGCCGUCGCUCGGGCGCUCCUAUUCGGCUGGGUCCUGGUCCGGGUGGCCGGAGCCACAGGCACUACAGAUGUAGUAGUAGCAUAUAAUUUAACUUGGAAGUCAACUAAUUUCAAGACCAUUUUGGAGUGGGAACCCAAACCCAUCAAUCAUGUCUACACUGUUCAGAUAAGCUCUAGAUUAGGAAAUUGGAAAAACAAAUGCUUCUACACAACAGACACAGAGUGUGACGUCACCGACGAGAUCGUGAAAAACGUGAAAGAGACAUACUUGGCCCGGGUCUUUUCCUACCCAUUGGAUGCCAUCGGUUCUACUGGGGAGCCUCCGUUUACCAACUCCCUGGAGUUCACACCUUACCUAGAGACAAACCUUGGACAGCCCACAAUUCGGAGUUUUGAACAAGUUGGGACAGAACUGAAUGUGACUGUACAAGAUGCACGUACCUUAGUCAGAGUGAGCGGCACAUUCCUAAGCCUCCGCGAUGUUUUUGGCAAGGACUUGAAUUAUAUACUUUAUUAUUGGAGAGCUUCAAGUACAGGAAAGAAAAAGGCCACGACGAACACUAAUGAGUUUCUGAUUGAUGUGGAUGAAGGAGAAAACUACUGUUUCAAUGUUCAAGCAGUGAUUGCAUCACGAAGAGCCAACCAGAAGAGUGCAGAAAGUCCCAUCGAGUGUACUAGCCAAGAGAAAGUUCUGUCCACGGAAAUGCCCUUCAUCGUUGUAGCAGUGAUGCUUGUUGUCAUCAUCUUCAUCAUCGUCCUGUCUGUGUCUCUGUAUAAGUGCAGGAAGGCGAGAGCAGGGCGAAGUGGGAAGGAGAGCUUGCCCCUCAAUGUUGCAUGAAAGAUCCUGCUCUUGGAUCUGCCAGCUCUGCAGAACUCGUGUUGCACUGUGACCAAGAACAUUUAAGGCAGUAGAAUACAUGGAAACACAAAUGAGUGUUUGGAGCUUAGAGAGAGACCCUUGGGCUCAAAGAAAGCUCUUAUCUGACCUAUUCUCACGAUUAGCAUUCUGGUUUCAACAUCAGCAUUAGACACUUUGGGACGUAAUGAGCGGUACAACCAAUUCCAAGUUUUUUCAAUUUCUAUUUAUUUUAAUGCUACAGCACCUUUUGCACAUAUCAUGCUCUAGACUGUAUAUUUUCUACACUCAAGUUGAAGCCAGAUCAUCUAAGGAAAAACAAAUGAACAAAUGCCCUAAAAAGUCCUGGGUGGAUUUUUGGAGAACUUUUGAGAGGCCGACUUCAAACCAUGUGGGAGAGUAAAAUGGAAACUGGGUGGACUUUCUAACGUAUGUCUGUCCUUUUGUAAUAUGGUGUUUAGGGUUUUUUUUUUUUUGAGUACUUUUGGAGGUUCGAAACAAUUAGCAAACAUUUAUAUGAAUGUGUUAAAAGCAGAAGACUUGUAUUUGGGGCACAUUCAUAACAUGCAUUACAGUUUAGCACUUUAACUGACUUAAAUGCCGUUGAUGAAACACUUGACAGAUAGCUGUAUUUUUAUAAGACUACUAUACCAACAAAUUACAUAGAGUUUAAGAUUUAAGGUACUUCACACUUUAUGAUCAACAUUGUACAUAUUUAUAUAAUUUGAAAAAAGGUUUUAUAUAUGGGGAUUUUCUAUUUAUAGAGGUAAUAUUCUGUUUGUAUAUAUUGAGAUUAUUUAUUUAAUAUACUUUUAUAUAAAUAAAGGUAACUGGGAAUUGUGA
Molecule: messenger RNA, 1946 nt
Organism: Delphinapterus leucas (beluga whale)
Lineage: Eukaryota; Metazoa; Chordata; Mammalia; Artiodactyla; Monodontidae
Gene: F3
Product: coagulation factor III, tissue factor
Biological process (GO): blood coagulation; cytokine-mediated signaling pathway
Cellular component (GO): plasma membrane
Molecular function (GO): protein binding; cytokine receptor activity
Source: RefSeq, a predicted model, not a curated record